Messenger RNA from Scaptodrosophila lebanonensis, 1665 nucleotides. Its product is annotated as coiled-coil domain-containing protein 47. The transcript has 3 exons. The record is from RefSeq and is a predicted model, not a curated record. Bases 92 to 1528 code for a protein of 478 amino acids. Gene Ontology annotation, cellular component: endoplasmic reticulum. Gene Ontology annotation, biological process: endoplasmic reticulum calcium ion homeostasis. Gene Ontology annotation, molecular function: calcium ion binding. NCBI's taxonomy places the organism in Eukaryota, Metazoa, Arthropoda, Insecta, Diptera, Drosophilidae.
UUAGCUACGUAAAAAGUUUCGUUACAAUAAAUUAUUAAAAUAGUCGAUAAUACCUCGAUUUGCGCGAGGUUCAAGUAUUAGUUUAUUAAAAAUGCGGCCAAUUUUCACUUUUUUUCUACUGGCAAUUUUUUGCCUCGCUGGUCAGCUGAGCGGUGCUAGCGCCGCAGAUGUGGAUUUCCAAUCGACCGACGAUGACUUCGCAGACUUUUUUGAUGACGAGUUUGUCGAUGCCACAUUUGACACUAUGCCGUCGUCCGAGGAUGCAGAGGCGAGGGCGGCGACUCCAGGAGGCGCUAACGUCGAGAAGGCAGAGCCAUCACGCAAGGCUGUGCUGCAAGACAGUGAUGAGGAAGAUGGCGUCGUGGAGGACGAUGACGAAUUUGAGCACUUCCAGGAUGAAGAGGAAUUCGAGGGCUACGAAGGCGGUGAGAAGCCAGUGGCGACUGAUCAGAAGACGGAGCCAAAGCUGAAUAUACCCAACUUGCCAUUGCACUUCCGCACCCAUUGGGAUUCCUAUUGGAUGGAGAUGCUAAUGAUUGCCGGUCUGUUGGCCUACUUUAGUAAUUUCUUUGCGGGCAAGGCGAAGAAUGCUCGCUUGGCACAGCUCUGGUUUAGUACGCACAAAGCACUGCUCGACGAGAACUUUGCUCUUGUCGGGGAUGAUGGAAAGCAGGAGAACGAAAGUCCCGGCCUGAUGAAGGAGAGCGAGAGUCUGUACACAUUGUGGUGCUCCGGCCGUACCUGCUGCGAGGGUAUGCUGGUUGAGCUGAAAAUGAUCAAGCGUCAGGAUGUGGUGUCGCUAGUUGCGGGUCUCAUGCGUCCACAAUUGGAUCAGGUUCAUAUCAAAAUCGAAUUGACGCGUGGCGUAAUGGAUGCAUUCGUAUUUGCAGUGGGCUCGAAGAAGACGAUUACCAAGGUCUUUAAGGAGUAUGCCGAUCUGAGCAAAUUCUGUAGUCUAGUCUCAAAGCCGGAGGAUCGCUAUAACUUGCCCUCUGGCUUUGGCGUGCUCUCCGAAGUGCCUGAGGCCACGUCCGCAAUACUCGAAUCACGUGUUAUAACUGCACUCAAUAAAUACCAAAGCUAUAUCGAUUACCUGCACAUUUCGGAUCAGUUCAGUGGACUCGUCCAGCAGGAAGAGGGCACCACACUGAAGCAGCCCGAGACCAAGUGCAUGCUGCUCGCUGGCUUCAAUUUGCCGAAGCAUGCGGAGAUGGAGACCAUUAAGCCAUUGUUAUUGUUAAUCUUUUAUUUGAUGGAACGUUUGAAGACUUAUCGCAUGUCCAAGGAGGGCAAGGCCAAAUCUGACAAGAAUCGUUUGCGUGUCGAGGAGGAGUUCCUGAAGAGCACACAUGCUGCUCGUGCCGAAGCUGCUGCUCAACGGCGCGAGGACAAGCGGAAGCAGGAAAAGGAACGUGUGCUCGCCGAAGAGGAUCCCGAAAAGCAAAGACGUUGGGAACAGAAAGAGCAAAAGCGUCAGGCCAAAAAGAAUGCUCCUAAAAUGAAGCGACUAGCUGUUAAGUCGCUUUAAAUUUUGCGUUGUUUGCCAUAAUAACACCACCAAUUGUCGCGCCCGCUUCAUAAAUCAUCUUCAGUAGUUGUAUUCCUAAAUCAGGUCGAAUAAAGCAAUAUUUAUUUGUUUUCCUAUUGGAGCGACAAAAACUUUAA